GGGCUCCAUGUCCGGAGCAGAUGAUGCCGUUUAUUACGAAUAUAAAAAAUCAUCAGCGAAUGUUAAUAAGCAUCCUCUGUUUAAGAAAUUCCGUUACUAGCUUUUUAUAAUUAAAUUAUGCGAGAUCCAAAGGAAAAGGACUGGGCAAUCAUAGAACUGCAAGGUGAUCUAAAGUCAAAGACUGAGACCGAAUUUGAUGCAAAAUUCAUUGGCGAUUUGCAUUAUGUGAAACAUGGAGACACCCCAGUACUGAUAAUAGGACAUCACUUACUCUAUGGAAAAGAAAUGAAACUAGAAAAACCCUUUGCCUUACUAGAAAAAUCUGACACAAAAUCCGAAUAUAGUGUGAUUGGUGUUAUUACUAAAAAACUUAUGUUCAGAGUAAGACCUAAACCAAUUGUGCCUAAAGUAUAAAAUGUUCUAUUUUAUUAUUUAUUAAAGUUAUUUUUUUAAUACACAUAAUAUUUUUAUUUUUUGAAUGA
Messenger RNA from Aethina tumida (small hive beetle), 482 nucleotides. Its product is annotated as chromosome transmission fidelity protein 8 homolog. Bases 118 to 414 code for a protein of 98 amino acids. NCBI's taxonomy places the organism in Eukaryota, Metazoa, Arthropoda, Insecta, Coleoptera, Nitidulidae. Gene Ontology annotation, biological process: mitotic sister chromatid cohesion. Gene Ontology annotation, cellular component: Ctf18 RFC-like complex. The record is from RefSeq and is a predicted model, not a curated record. The transcript has 2 exons.